Molecule: messenger RNA, 813 nt
Organism: Moneuplotes crassus
Lineage: Eukaryota; Ciliophora; Spirotrichea; Euplotida; Euplotidae
Source: the annotation of a GenBank genome assembly
CUAAGCUGCAACAAAAGUACCCUUUUGAAAGUGGAGAUAGAUCAAUGUCCAAUCAUAGAGUCUCUCAGGUCAAGAGUACUUCCAAGCAUCCUUGGCUCCUGCGAAACUCUAAGUACGAUAAGAUGAGGAAUACUGAAAAGUUAUGGGAGAAAAGCGUUAUCAGGAAGAUGAGUCACCCUUCGAAUACCAAAACUAUCAGCCAUAAUAAGAUUUCUAACAAAGAGCAAAAAAGGCAAGAUUCUCUCUGUAUAGAGAACUCUAAGAUCACUAAAGCUAUUUAUGAGAAAGAGAAAGAAGAUUCUUCUGUGUAUCAAAAUCCUGAGACCAGGAAUCUAAGCAUGAAUUCAAGUAAUCAAGCUCUGAACAAGACUGAUGCUCAAAUAAUUCAAGAUGUGAUGGAGUUAAAGAACCAUCAACAUUUUGAAGCAGUUAAUAAUUCAAAGGUAGACCUUGAAUUAAGCCAAACUAUGCUUCAGCCAAUGAGAAAUCAUAGACCAAUAUUUGAUUCCCUCCCUUAUCAAAACAUCUGAAUGAAGAACAAAAACCCAUACUCUGAUCAAUUGAGUCAAGGGCUCAGAAAGGAAUCCAAAAGUAUAAUCUCCAAAGCUAAAUUUGUGAAAUCAAUUCUUGGAAAAAGCGAUGAUGCUGUCAACACCCUAUACACCCAAGAAACCCCCCACGAAAGAACAGUUCUAAAAAAACGAGCUCCAAGGUCAAACACACGUAACAAAGCCACCAAACCCACUAAAUCCAAGCCUAAACUCCCCUGCCUCGUCAUCCAAAAGGCUACUAUCUAACUUCCUUCAAUCUCCC